GGGGGCGCUGUUUGUAGCGUCCAUAUUGAAAGAGUCGCUCUGAGGCCGCUGUGUGAUGAGGAGCAGCUCUGGAGGAUCACGCAGCCUCUUUGACGAUGGCGGCCCCUGACAUAGAUGUGUUCACUAAUGAAGAAAAGCGAAACCUGGAGCUCGGCGGCCAUGUUGGAUUCGACAGCCUGCCCGAUCAGCUCGUCAGCAGAUCCGUCGCCCAAGGCUUUUGUUUUAACAUCCUCUGUGUAGGUGAAACUGGAAUUGGGAAAUCCACUCUGAUCAAUACACUGUUCAAUACGACGUUUGAAACUGAAGAGGCCAGUCAUUAUGAGGCUGAAGUGCGACUACGACCACAAACAUUCGAGCUUCAGGAGAGCAACGUGAAUCUGAAGCUCACUGUGGUGCACACGGUCGGGUUUGGAGACCAGAUCAACAAAGAGGAGAGCUACAAACCCAUUACUGAAUACAUCGACGCUCAGUUUGAGAAGUAUCUCGAGGAGGAGCUGAAAAUCAGACGGUCCUUGUUCAAUUAUCACGACACGAGGAUCCACAUCUGUCUGUAUUUCAUCGCACCCACGGGACACUCUCUGAAGUCUCUGGACCUGGUGACCAUGAAGAAACUGGACAGCAAGGUGAACAUCAUCCCGGUGAUCGCAAAAGCCGACACGGUUUCAAGAAGUGAACUGGACAAAUUAAAAAUCAAGAUCAUGAGCGAGCUGGUCAGUAAUGGAGUCCAGAUUUACAACUUUCCCACUGAGGACGAGGCCGUUGCAGAGAUCAACGCAUCGAUGAAUACGUAUCUUCCUUUUGCCGUCAUUGGAAGCACAGAAGACGUAAAAGUCGGAAAUAAGAUGGUGAAGGCGCGACUCUACCCCUGGGGAUCUGUACAAGUGGAGAAUGAAAACCACUGCGAUUUUGUGAAGCUGAGGGAGAUGCUGUUACGGGUGAACAUGGAGGACCUCCGAGAGCAAACGCACGCCCGGCACUACGAGCUUUACCGCCGCUGUAAACUCGAAGAGAUGGGCUUCAAAGAUUCAGACCCAAACAGCACGUCUUUCAGUCUUCAGGAGACCUAUGAAGCCAAGAGGAAAGAGUUUCUGCUGGAGCUUCAGCGUAAAGAAGAGGAGAUGAGGCAGAUGUUUGUGAACAAAGUCAAAGAAACAGAGGCCGAGCUCAAAGAGAAAGAAAAAGAGCUCCAUGGCAGGUUUGAGCAGCUGAAGCGAAUGCACCAAGAGGAGAAGAAGAACGUGGAGGAGAAACGUCGGGAGCUGGAGGAGGAGAUGAACACCUUCAACAGGAGGAAAAUGGAGGCUCUGAUGGGCCAGGGGCCUCAGGGCGGCUCCCAGCCCUUUAAAAAGGACAAAGACAAGAAGAACUUCUUUAGUCUACCCUCUGCGUGCUCCUUAACCUCAGGACGGAAUCUGAAUUAGAAGACUUUCUGCUUCUACACGAAAAGGCGUAGCAAAUGAAAUGAGUGGGUUUUCUAAUGUCAUCUUGUCCACAUGGAGUCACAGUCACAUGUCUGAGCAGUGCUCUGUAGCAUGGUUUGUGCAUGUCUUUUAUCAUCCCCUUUUUUGCCAAAACGUCAUUUACAAUGUGCUGUUGUUUUUGACUAACACUGUGAAACUCACAAAGACAUGGCUCCAGAAGAAUGAUAUUUUAUUAUUUGUAGUAUGCACUUUAAACAUUACAUGUUAUUAACAGCUAUGAUUCAAAUCUAUUUAAAGUGUUUAAUAAAUAAACAUAUUUAAUUAUUUUAAAGUACUGUUAGGGCAGAUUCAUUGUUAUAUAACAUUAGUAAAUCUAAAUGGGAUUGUGUCAUUUCUAGAUUUGUAAAAUCUAUUGGAGACAAAUAAAAAUGUAUGUCAU
Messenger RNA from Periophthalmus magnuspinnatus, 1860 nucleotides. Its product is annotated as septin-8-A-like. The transcript is spliced from 10 exons. Lineage: Eukaryota; Metazoa; Chordata; Actinopteri; Gobiiformes; Gobiidae. Gene Ontology annotation, biological process: cytoskeleton-dependent cytokinesis. Bases 96 to 1421 code for a protein of 441 amino acids. Gene Ontology annotation, molecular function: GTPase activity; GTP binding; molecular adaptor activity. The record is from RefSeq and is a predicted model, not a curated record. Gene Ontology annotation, cellular component: cell division site; septin ring; microtubule cytoskeleton.